This is a messenger RNA of Scylla paramamosain (green mud crab), 1727 nucleotides long. RefSeq names its product DNA excision repair protein ERCC-8-like. Gene Ontology annotation, biological process: transcription-coupled nucleotide-excision repair; proteasome-mediated ubiquitin-dependent protein catabolic process; protein polyubiquitination. The transcript has 5 exons. The record is from RefSeq and is a predicted model, not a curated record. Gene Ontology annotation, molecular function: protein binding. Bases 246 to 1472 code for a protein of 408 amino acids. Gene Ontology annotation, cellular component: nucleotide-excision repair complex; Cul4A-RING E3 ubiquitin ligase complex. Lineage: Eukaryota; Metazoa; Arthropoda; Malacostraca; Decapoda; Portunidae.
ACAUUUCCCUGAAAGCAAUGGUUUAUGCACACUCGGUGGUCCGCAUGAGUGUAAACAACAAUCAUUGUAAUCAUCAGCUCCAAGUUUCAGCGGGCAAACGAUAAGGCUUAAUAUGAUGUAACUUACACAUAUCAAGCCCAAGGCCUUCAUACCAAUCAGAUGAUACAGGAAAUGUGCUCAGCCAGAAGACUCGAAGUUUGCCAGAACUGCAUCUUAGUGGACUCCUGAGCCACCACAAUGACAGAAUGGAGGCAGUCAGAAGCACAGAGAAGGUUCGCUGUGGCCAGCUGUCCAGCCUAAAGUACAGAUCCUCCAUCCAGCGCUAUCUUGCCACUAGCCAUGUUAUGUCCAGUGUGUCUCUGGAUCAAAAGGAACAGGUUGCCACCUCCUAUGUGACAUAUGCAGAUUUGGAAUGUGUUGACUACAAAUAUUUACUGUGUGGACUCAGUGAUGGAGGUGUGGCCAUUUAUGACACAAGUGUUGUGAAGGAAGGCUGUAUCUAUGGGGAGGUGGGCUCAAUCAAGGGAGGCCAGAGGGGUACACACAAGUACCAGGUUGAAUGUGUUCAGUGGUAUCCAGCUGAUGCAGGACUGUUCAGCACCUCUAGCCGAGACAAGAAGAUAAAGAUCUGGGAUCCAAACCGCAUGAAGGUAGUGGAUCAAUUUGAUAUUGACUGCCACAUUCAUCACCACCAAAUGUCUCCUGUGGCCACCAAGCACUCCCUGCUGGCUGUAGCAGGGGACAGUGGGGAGGUGAUCCUGUGUGAUCUACGUACAGGGACAUCUACCCACCGCUUGAGGGGCCAUGAUGGGGCUGUGCGAACCACACAGUGGUCUCCACGAGUUCAGCACUUCCUCACUUCCAGUGGCUGUGACCGUACAGUUAGGAUGUGGGAUGUACGAGCUAGUCAACCCUUUAUUAUGGCCCUUGAUGCAAGUAACCAUGCUGGAGAGAUCUUCAGAAAAACCAAGAAAAUUAAGAGGAUCCCCCAAGCACACAAGAGCCAAGUGGUGUCCUUCUGUUAUACCCAUGAUGGUCUUUGGCUUCUUACAUUUGGUCAUGAUGGUGAACUCAAGUUGUGGAAUUCUACAACAGGAAGGAAGAUGGAUGUCAAUUAUGGUGAAAUGUUCACUGAUACCAGAAGAAACCUGAGGAUGGCUGUGACACCAUCAAUGUACCCAGAUUUAGUAUUUCUGCCCUGCAAGUCCAAAGUGUUGGUCCUUGAGAUUCUAACUGGAAGGCUGGUGAAUGUCAUGUCUGGUCACUUCUCAACUGUUUUUGGAGCCUUGUAUAAUCCUUCCUCCAUGAAUUUAUACACUUUUGGCAAUGAUCGUAACUUUAUAACAUGGACUCCUAAGGUAUUUGAUGUUAAUGAGCUUGAGGAAGAAGAUGAAAACAGGACUCUAGGUCUACUAGAAUUACCAAAGAGACAAAGAGUCACUCAAGAUAACUGGAGUAGUGAUGAGGACUAGCUCCACAGUUACUACUUGAUCAAUGCGAAGUAAUUACUUAAUUUCUUUUCAUUCAUCAGUCAUCACAGCCAUGAGUCAUUGUUUUCCUCAGAAGUAUCUUAGACAUAACCUAUUCUAACCAUUGGUUAUCAUCCUUUCACAAUUGUUGGUUUUCUUCAUCCUUGGUCAGGAUUUUUACAUCUUUACUUCACUGAUCAUGAUAAUUUUAUUACUUUUACUUUAUAAUUAAAUAAAUUUUACAUGACUUUCAUGAAA